Messenger RNA from Nicotiana attenuata, 2290 nucleotides. RefSeq lists its product as uncharacterized. Bases 319 to 2076 code for a protein of 585 amino acids. Gene Ontology annotation, molecular function: chromatin binding. The record is from RefSeq and is a predicted model, not a curated record. The transcript has 5 exons. NCBI's taxonomy places the organism in Eukaryota, Viridiplantae, Streptophyta, Magnoliopsida, Solanales, Solanaceae.
GACCAACUAUAUGACGGUAAGGACAUAUAUGGACCAAUUAUGUGACGAUAAGGACAUAUAUGGGCUAAAGAAUUAACAAAGGACAUAUAUGCACAAUUUCCUAUACUAGAAGGGCAUAUUUGGACCUUUUCAAGCAUCAUGAAAUUAACGCUCUUUUGGCUGUAUUCUCGACCCCAAUUUCCCAUUACAGUCGUCAUUACCCAGAAUUUCCCCAUUGAUACACUCAUUCUGAAAAGAAAAGGGAAGAUUUUCUUCUAGAAGUUUCUGGUCCUUUUACUGUGGGUACUGAGCUUCGCUGACCUGAGUGGAAGGAACUUGAUGGGCAAGACGAAAUCGGAGAAGCGGGACAUUGCUUCUUACACUAUAAAUGGCACCAACAAAGUCGUAAGACCUGGUGAUUGUGUGUUAAUGAGACCAUCAGAUUCUGAUAAGCCACCGUAUGUGGCAAGAGUAGAGAAUAUUGAGGCUGACCAUCAAAACAGUGUGAAGGUACGAGUACAAUGGUACUACCGUCCUGAGGAGGUUGCUGGUGGUUGCAAACAGUUCCCCGGGACAAAGGAGCUGUUUUUGUCAGAUCACUAUGAUGUGCAGAGUGCACACGCUAUUGAAGGAAAAUGCAAAGUGCACUCAUUCAAGAACUACACCAAAUUGGAGAACAUGGGCCCUAAGGAUUACUUCUGUAGGUUUGAGUACGAAGCUGCCACAGGAGAGUUUACUCUUGACCGUGUUACUGUGUAUUGCAAGUGUAAGAUGCCCUAUAACCCAGACGAUCUCAUGGUACAGUGUGAAGAAUGCAAAGACUGGUUCCAUCCCUCUUGUAUGGGAAUGACGAUUGAAGAAGCCAAGAAAUUAGACUAUUUCUUGUGUUCUGACUGUUCAUCAGAACACGAUGCGGCACAACCUCUGAAUACAGUCCAUGUUUCACCAUCUCGUGAGCUAAAGGUACCAAUCUUGGGUGCACUACCUCCAAAUCCCAACCCACUCAUGUUUCAAGGUAGGCAUGAGCAGAAUGAGCAACUUAAUCAGCAAGGACAAUCCCAAAUGGAUGGUUACAUGAGUGCUAUUGUACCACCACGCAUUGGGGCUGCCAGUUUUAGCUUGAAUCCAGUUUUGUUAGAAAUUUUGAAGGACGAACGUCUAUUUGGUGGGCUUCACCAUGAGGAUCCGUAUCGUCAUUUGCGGAAUUUUCUCGCAGUAUGCGCGCUUCAACAUCAGUAUGACGUUUCUGAGGAUGCUCUUCGGUUACGUUUAUUCCCUUUCUCACUUCAAGGGGAGGCUUCAGAUUGGUUGGAUAAUCUUCCAGCCAUGUCUAUCUAUACUUGGGGAGAGUUAACAAAGGUAUUCCUUGCAAAGUACUUUCCUCCCGCUAGGACAGCUGAAUUGAGAAUGGAUAUUCUUCAAUUCAAGCAGAAACCGCAUGAAUCAUUGCAUGAAGCAUGGGACAGGUACAAGCUUUGCAUAAAGAAAUGUCCUAAUCAUGGGUGUCCCGAUCAAUUACUUUUGGAAACCUUCUACUUGGCUUUGGAUAAAGUUACAAGGUCCGUGGCGGAUAAUGCAGCAAAUGGAGCUAUCAUGAAUCUCUCGGUUCAAGAUGCGAGAGUCAUAUUAGAUAGGAUUUCGGAUAAUGCUCAUGCAUGGCAUACAUGGGAGAGGGAGGACACUCCCACAGCAAGUACGGCAAGUCAAAUGGCAAGGGAUGACACCAUGGCGCAACUUGUGACUCAAGUGGGGCUUAUUUCCAAACAACUUGCCGAGAUGGGGGUCAAGAAGGUCAAUGUGGUUGAUGCCACAAGGGGACAGUUUAUUAAUUCUUUACCCAAUGUGUGUGCUCAUUGUGCAGUGCAAGGAGUGACAACCCAAGAGCAUUGCCAUCAUUCUCCAGAGGAGGAAGCGAAUUAUGUUGGAAACUACGAAGGUGGCAUGAAUCAAAGGGGUAAUUAUCAAGGUGGUCGUCCAUCCCAAUCUCAGUGGCGACCACCCCAACAAUGGCUAAACAAUCAAGGUUGGAAUCAAAACACUCAAGGAGGUAAUUGGGGAGCCGGUACUUCACAAGCAUCUAAUGCACUAAGGCCCUAAGUUGCUCGGACUUGGGUGCGGGUACCCGACCCGAGUAUCGGAUUCGGGGGUGCGGAUCCGGAUAUGGAUAUGGGUGUGGGAAUUCGGCUAAUAAAAAAUAGAGCUAUAAAAAUAUUGUAAAUUUUGAGAGAUAUAAUGUGAAAAACAUACAUGAAUAUUGUAGAAUUCAAUCUUUCAUUCUCCAAGAUGGACAUUAUUCUUUCAUUCUCCUAAA